AGACUGCUCCCUUUCAGUUUAUAUCAGAGAACCCAAUGGAGUCUUUUGAAGAACCUGGUUAUAUUGGUAGGGAGAACUUAUUAGAAGUUCCUACUUUAAGUGAUUGUUUUUCUGAAGAAGAAGAUGUUAAAGCUACACAUCAGCAUCGUUUCUCCCCUGGUCCCCGAAGGCGGAAUUCAGAUUCUUCUGAAGAAAUGGAAACAGAAAUCCCCUCAACUAUUGCAAGAAAAGUUUCAUUUGCUGAUGCAUUUGGUUUUGAUCUUGUAUCUGUUAAGGAGUUUGAUAGCUGGGAUAAUCCAAUUACACAGGCCAGUGAUGAUUUAGAAGAUGAAGAUGUGCCUGUGGAAGAAUUCUAUUUAACUCCACUGUUUCUAAUUCCCACCACACAAGAGGAACUUUUGCAAUCUGUGCGUGCACAUAAAAUAUGUCUAGAAUUUGUAGAGUUUCUUCCAGGCAUAAUAUGUAUGAAGGGCAUAAUUCGUGUUCUGAAUAUAUCCUUUCAGAAGUUGGUCUAUGUUCGAAUGUCUUUGGACAACUGGCUAACCUAUUAUGACAUCUUAGCAGAAUAUGUGCCAGAUUCUUGUGAUGGUGAGACUGACCAAUUCUUAUUCAAGAUUUCAUUGGUUCCUCCUUAUCAAAAAGAAGGUGCUAAAGUUGAAUUUUGCAUACGAUAUGAGACAUCUGUGGGAAUAUUUUGGUCAAACAAUAACAAUAAAAAUUAUAUUUUGAUUUGCCAUAAAAAGGGAACUGCAUCAUCAUUGGAGGAUAAUAGUCUUCAAGAAGUUACAAAUAAACAUAUCAAAGGCUGCUUAAAGACAACACUGAACAGUAAAGAGGAAACAUUGACAACGGCUGAUAAAGACAUUUGGAUUAAUCCCAGAAUCUCAGAUUCAGACAUCCCUCAAAUCAUUUAUUCACAUGUGGAUAAUGAAAAUAAACACAGAAAAGAAAAUGAAGAAGAAAAAAAUGAUGACUGUAAUGAAGAUGACAAAGAAAAUGAGAAAGAAUUGGAGUUGCUGCUAAGUCAGCACUUCACUAGAAGCAGAAGUUCUAUGAAUGAAAGGAGUUCCUAUGCAACUGAGCCAAUUAGAUUUCCAAAUGAACCACAACAACUGGGGGACAAACUAGAGUCUGGCUUGAUUAGACAACCUCUGACUAAAAGCUCUUCAACAGAACAUGCUUUACAAGACAAAGAACUGCAGAAUAAUAAAACAUGUUCCAUUGGAAAUGAUAGGCAGUUAUUAUUCCCAGAAAAAUGCAGUGAGGACUCACUAAACAAAACUGUAGAGUCCUUAGAGAGUUUGAAUCCAAAAGAAACCUAUGUCUCACCAGAAUAUUGGUCUGAAUUCAAGAAAAACCAGACUGCCUAUAUUGCAGACAUUGUCUCAAGCACUUGUGGAAUGGAUCAAGCAGAUGUUCCAAGUGAUGAAUUUAAUAAUGUCCAAGGAAUUAAAACAAUAGAGACAUUAUUCAUAGCAGAAGGAAAAAUUGUUUCUGAACAAGGUGUGCAUUGUGAAGUACCAUUGAAACAUUCAGAACAUUCUUCGCAAGGCUUACACAAAAAUGAAGCUGAAGAAGGAAACACCUGGAGUUCAUUUUCUUACAUAGGUCCCACAACUGAACCAAAAAUAUGCAGUUUGGAUAAAAAAUUGGUGGGAAGCUGUUAUGAAAACUCCUCAGUGAUAUCUCCCAAAGGAUUUGUAGGGUCUCAUACUGCUAAAGUAGAAGAGAUGUUGCCUCCACCCACAGAUGCUUCAACUGAAAUUGCAGCUCGUUCUGGAUAUAACUUCAACCCAAAAGGUGAAAUAACUCAUGUUAUUCUAAAUAUCACUAAACCCCAAGAAUUUCCUCCUAGUGAGAAUAGAGAAGGAAACAUAGGUCACUUUUCCCAUCAAACAGAGUUCAGUCCAGAAAAACAAAUAAGGCCUACUAUUUUAAUAAGGGAACCGAUUGAAGAAAGAAAAGAAACAAGCUUAGAUUCAAAAGGUUUAAUACCUGAAAAGAAAAUGAAUAUUGUCAGAUAUGAUAAGCAGGCUUUUUUUGAUCAUACAGGAAUUUCUGGCCAGCAAAAUGAAGCUUAUAAUUCACCUGCUGAGUAUCUUGUGUUAAAGCAUAUUGCUUACAAGAUACUUUAUUUCCUUUUGUUCAUUGUAUUUUGUGUAACAUUGUAUCAUUAUGAUUUAAUUGUCUGCUUUGCACUCUACUUAUUUUCAUUGUACUGGCUAUAUUGUGAUGGUAGGAGAAACAAAAACUCCAUCAAAAAGGAAUAGUAUGAAUAUUCCACAUUGUAUUUAGAAUUUAUUAUCUGAAUGUCUAUGG
Messenger RNA from Protobothrops mucrosquamatus (brown spotted pit viper), 2319 nucleotides. It is a transcript of the gene PPP1R3A, whose product is annotated as protein phosphatase 1 regulatory subunit 3A. The record is from RefSeq and is a predicted model, not a curated record. Bases 36 to 2270 code for a protein of 744 amino acids. Gene Ontology annotation, biological process: regulation of glycogen biosynthetic process. The transcript has 5 exons. Lineage: Eukaryota; Metazoa; Chordata; Lepidosauria; Squamata; Viperidae. Gene Ontology annotation, molecular function: protein phosphatase 1 binding; glycogen binding. Gene Ontology annotation, cellular component: protein phosphatase type 1 complex.